Lytechinus variegatus (green sea urchin) is the source of this 801-nucleotide messenger RNA. RefSeq names its product UDP-D-xylose:L-fucose alpha-1,3-D-xylosyltransferase 3-like. NCBI's taxonomy places the organism in Eukaryota, Metazoa, Echinodermata, Echinoidea, Temnopleuroida, Toxopneustidae. Gene Ontology annotation, cellular component: Golgi apparatus. The record is from RefSeq and is a predicted model, not a curated record. Gene Ontology annotation, molecular function: glycosyltransferase activity. The transcript is spliced from 2 exons. Bases 1 to 801 code for a protein of 266 amino acids.
AUGGCAGAGGAAAAAAAUGGCAGAGAUAUAAAUGACAGCGAUGACCUGAGGAAAAGGAAUUCGUCUUCAGCCUACGACAGGUCUGCAAUUAUAUUGGCAACUACGAAUACAGCAUUCUUGGACUUCACAGAAAACUGGCUUGAGAGCUUAAAACGAGUCAACAUCACGGAUCAUGUAAACAUAAUUGCUGAAGAUAAGUCAGCAUAUGAAGAGCUUUCCAAAAGAAGCGAUAUCAAAUUAAAAAUCUUCUUGACAAAUGAGACAAAUGUACCUGCAACAUUUUUAAGAUUUGGUACCGAGAAGUACAUUCAAAUGGUUAACAAACGGCCGAUGUAUGUUUUAUCUUACUUAAGAAAGGGUAUCGAUGUCCUCUUCUCAGAUGUAGAUACAGUUUGGCUACAAAACCCAAUGCCGUUUUUUUACGGAGAAUAUGAUAUUCAUAUUGGAAGGGAUGUGUAUGAGAAAGAAAGGAAUGACGUUUGUGCUGGUUUUGUUUACUACUCUGCAACAAAUGCUGCCAUCAAUUUAGUAGUAAAAUGGAUUGAUCUUAUUCAAGCCAAACCGAAAAUUAACGACCAAAUUCUGCUCAAUCAAUUGUUUAAAAAUAAAUAUAUACGCACUGCUCUUAAGGUUAAUUACCUGGAUCAAAGAAAGUUUGUAAAUGGGAAAGACUACUUCAAUCCUGAAUGGAGAAUGAAAAACUCCAACAUUAAACCGGUAGUUGUUCAUAAUAAUUGGAUAAUUGGACAUGAUAUAAAAAUACAAAGAUUUAAAAAUGUAAGCAUGUGGUAUUUACAGUGA